AUGACUAAAAUAUUUUUCAAGGAUUUACCCGAAAGAGAUAUUUAUCAUCCACCAAUUACAAUACAAGUAUAUGAUGCUCGUAAAUUUGGAUGCUUUAAGUAUGCAGGUGUCUGCAUAAUACCAACGGCUCAUAUUUUUUUAGAAAAACUAAUUAGUGAAACUGAAUAUAAUUAUAAAAUAUAUGAUCAUGAUGACGUUGAAGAAUCUUAUCUUCGAAAACCUAUUUCUGAACUUAUCUUACCACUGCCAAUCAAUUACGAUUUGGAAAAAGAAGAGCAAAAAAAUUUGAUUAGUUACAAAGAACUUGCAAAAAGUGGAUUUAAUUAUCGAAUCACUCAGUUCUGGACUAUCAUUAAAGAAUUUUUAUGUAGUAGCAAAGAUCAGAUGAAAUAUGAAGAGGAAAAUUAUCAAGCUGACGAGGAUGAAAGUUAUGACUGGUGGAGUAAAUACUUCGCAUCCCUAGAGAUUUAUUCAAUGGAAUUAGAAAUGCUACAAGAAUUUAACGGUUUUCAAGAUAAACUGACAGUAUUCGAACUAUCUAGAGGUAAAGACACCGGAUGUUCAGAACAUGACAAAAAAAAUAUAUCAGGAAAAUUUAAGGGACACAUUUCAAUCUACCCUUGGUCUUACUCCAAUAAAAGUAAAUAUAAAACUAAAAGUGGCAGAGACAUUUCUUACGGGUUUCUUUCUGAUUAUCCACCGCAAGAACCAGUUAAACUUAUCGUACGUCUCUACGUCAUAAAAGGAAUUAAUUUACAUCCAUGUGAUCCACUCACUGGAAAAUCAGACCCUUAUUUAUAUAUCAAACUCGGAAAAAAGAUAAUUAAUGAUAAAAAAAAUUAUGUACCUAACCAAUUAAACCCUAUCUUCGGCAAAUGUUUCGAAUUGGAAGCCGAAUUUCCAAAAGACCAUUCAUUAAUUAUUCAAGUGUGGGACUGGGAUGCAGUGUCAGCAGAUGAUUUGAUUGGUGAAACGGUAAUCGAUAUCGAAAACCGAUACUAUAGCGAUCAUCGCGGUUGUUGUGGGAUAUCAAGAACAUACAGUACAUCUGGAUAUAACGCUUGGCGUGAUCGUGAGAAACCCGUCCAGAUCCUCGAGUCCCUUUGCAAACGGAACAAUUUACCCUCCCCGGAGUUUUCAAACUCUUGUGUAACAAUCGGAAAACAAGAAUUUCCAUUUCAUGCGACAUUGAAUACCCGAGACGAGUCAGAGCUAAGAGAACGUAUGGCAUUGAAUGUACUCCAUCAUUGGGAACAUUUUCCAAUUUGUGGGCUUGCAUUAGUUCCGGAACAUGUUGAAAGACGUCCAUUAUUUAAUACCGAACGUCCAGGACUUGAACAGGGUAAAUUGGAGCUUUGGGUGGACAUGUUUCGCAUCGAUGACCUACCUCCGAAGCCACCUAUCAACAUAACCCCCCAAAUCCCGGAGGAGUAUGAGCUGCGUGUUAUUAUAUGGAACACGGAAGACGUACCGCUGGUGGACAACCAAUUUCUCUCGGGCGAAAAAUGCUCCGACAUUUACAUUAAAGGUUGGAUCAUGUAUGAAGAUUUACAAAAGACUGAUGUUCAUUACAAUUCAUUAAACGGCGAGGGAAAUUUCAACUGGAGGUUUAUCUUCCGCUUCGUGUAUUCAAAGUCGGAAAAUUUGAUGAUUGUUAAAAAAAAAAUGUCUAUUUUUGCGAGAGAUGAAACUGAACAAAAGUUGCCGUGUAAACUGUGUAUUCAAGUUUGGGAUAGUGAUCAUUUUUCACCUGAUGAUUUUUUAGGUUCAUUAACGAUGGAUCUAUCACGAAUGCCACGCGGGAGUACGAAUUCAAAAAAUUGCACUUUAAAGGUCACGGAUCCCAAGUCACCUUCGGUCAGUCUAUUUAAAGUAAAACGUAUCAAAGCUUGGUGGCCAUUUAGUUUCGUCACUAAUGAAGGAGAGCCUAUUCAAGCGGGUAAAGUAGAAAUGGAAAUGACCCUAGUGCCUAUUUCAGAAGCUGAGGAGGAACCCGUGGGAAAAGGUCGGGAUUCACCUAAUCCCCUACCGCAGCCUGAUCGACCAGAUACAUCAUUUUCCUGGUUUCGUAAUCCCUGGAAAGCCUUUUGCUUUGUUGUGUGCCGUUAUUACAAAUGGCGAAUGAUAUGUUGCUGUUCAAUGUUUCUGUUCAUACUACUAUUCUGCUGUGCCGUUUAUGCAUUUCCCGGCUAUCUUGUUAAAAAAAUUUUGGAUCCCGUGUAA
Molecule: messenger RNA, 2223 nt
Organism: Microplitis mediator
Lineage: Eukaryota; Metazoa; Arthropoda; Insecta; Hymenoptera; Braconidae
Product: otoferlin-like
Exons: 13
Coding region: 1-2223 (740 amino acids)
Biological process (GO): plasma membrane organization
Source: RefSeq, a predicted model, not a curated record